UGGGAACAAGCACGGAUAUGUUGGAGCUGGCAGCGCAAGAUUUUAACCAGGGUUUAUCCAUGUACCAAAAGGACUUGCAGCAAUUCAGCAACAGCAGGAGGCCAUUCGUGCCCAGAACUUAGCGAAGCACGCCUUGCUUGGGCCAAGAAUGGCUUGCUUGUUUACGUCGCUGAUGAUCUCUAUGAUGUUUGGGGUUCUCAAGAGGAACAGAUUGAUCUUUUACGCUUGAUGGAGACGUGGGACGUAGAUGUGAGCAAAGAAAGUUGUUCUGAGACAGUGAAGAUAUUAUUCUUAGCUCUCAAGGAAACCAUUUGUGAGAUUGCAGAGCAAGCUUCUAAGUUUCAAGGACGAACCGUUCUGAACCACUUGAUUCAGCUUUGGGUGGAUGUGUUGAGGUCGUUUCUGAAGGAAGCUGAGUGGUCGAGGAACAAAGGUGUGCCGACCAUGGAAGAGUAUGAACCUAAUUCAAUAAUAUCACUGGCUAUGGGAGUGAUCGUCCUUCCAAGUCUUUAUCUUGUUGGGCCUAAGCUUCCCCAUGAGACCAUUGAGAGUGAAGAAUACAAUCAACUCUUUCAGAUCCUUAGCUUUUAUGGCAGAUUACUCAAUGAUGUCAACGGCUACAAGAGGGAAAGAGAACAAGGAAAACUGAACUCAGUUGCAUUGGAAGUGAUACAUGGAUCAGGGGAGGUAACUGAGGAAGAGAUCAUAAAGAAGAUCAAAGUGAAGAUUGAUGAGAAAAGGAAGGAGCUUGUGAGAGUAGUUUUGCAGAAAGGAGGGAGUGUGGUUCCAGGAGAAGUGAAAAAGGUGUUCUGGAAGAUGGCCAAAUUGCUGACUUUGAUUUACAACAAGGAUGACGUCAUGCAUGAAAAUGAAAUGCCCCAGGAAAUGUUCAACAUCAAGGAUGCAUUGCUCGGAGACCCCAUCCUUCUCAAUAAUUUUGAUUGAUACUCUCUUUUAAGGAAUUGUGUGUUUCUGCAAAUAACGUAAUGAUAAAUAUUACUCCCAUGGCUCAUAAAUGUACAAGUUAAUUGAAGGAUUUAUUUUAAUCUUAAAUAAAACCCCAAUCUAUUUUA
Neltuma alba is the source of this 1073-nucleotide messenger RNA. RefSeq names its product ent-kaur-16-ene synthase, chloroplastic-like. Gene Ontology annotation, biological process: gibberellin biosynthetic process. The transcript has 5 exons. Bases 229 to 945 code for a protein of 238 amino acids. Gene Ontology annotation, cellular component: chloroplast. NCBI's taxonomy places the organism in Eukaryota, Viridiplantae, Streptophyta, Magnoliopsida, Fabales, Fabaceae. Gene Ontology annotation, molecular function: magnesium ion binding; terpene synthase activity. The record is from RefSeq and is a predicted model, not a curated record.